This is a messenger RNA of Prorocentrum cordatum, 1548 nucleotides long. Lineage: Eukaryota; Dinophyceae; Prorocentrales; Prorocentraceae. The record is from the annotation of a GenBank genome assembly.
GUGUGCAGGUUGGAAGUGCAUGCUGGGGGCCCGACGGCCAAAUGCCCUCCGACGAAACAAUCGGGGGCGGCGACGAUACCUUCAACGCGUUCUUCUCCGAGACUGGACCCGGCAAGCACGUCCCCCGCUGUGCGUUCGUCGACCUGGGGCCCACGGUGGUCGAUGUAGUGCGCGCAGGCGCGCGCCGUCAAGUGUUCCAUCCGGAGCAGCUCAUUUCAGGCAAGGAGGGCACCGCGAACAAUUUCGCGCGCGGGCACUACACAAUUGGCAAGGAGAUCGUCGACCUCGCGCUCGAUCGGACCAGGAAGCUGGCCGACAAUCGCACAGGCAUCCAAGGCUUCAUGAUCUACAACGCCGUCGGCGGAGGCGCUUGCUCCGGGCUCGGCUGCCUGAUGCUGGGGCGCCUGUCCGUAGACUACGGCAAGAAGGCGAAGGUUUCUUUCGCCGUGUGGGCGUGCCCGCAGGUCGCCACCGCAGUGGUGGGGCCUUACAGCACGGUGCUCUACGCGCGCUCUCUCCUGGAACACGCAGGCGCGACCAUCGCGUGCGACAGCGAGGCGUUGUGCGACACAUGCCGCCGCAGCCUUGACAUCGAGCGUCCUACUUACACCAAUAUGAACAGGUUGCUGGCGCAGAUCCUCUCCUCGUUGACUGCGCCGCUGCGCUUCGACGGUGCUCUGAAUGUGGAUGCCGCCGAGUUCCAGACCAACUUGGCACCCUAUCCGCGCAUCAACUUUAUGCUCUCGAGCUACGCUCCAGUGGUCUCUUCUGAGAAGGCGUGCCAUGAGCAGCUGUCAGUAGCGGAGAUCACCGCGCCCGUCUUCGAGCCCGCAUCCAUGCACGUGAAGUGCGACCUUUGUCGUGGCAAGUACACGGCAUGCUGUUUGAUGCACCGUGGAGACGUCGCGCCCAAGGAUGUGAACGCAGCGAGUUUCGCGGGCUACCCUCCGCGGUGGAAGGGCGCCAACGGCACGUGGUUGACGCGGCCAACGAGGCUCUGGCGGGCGUGGCUCUGGGCUGGAGAAGUACCUCGCACGUGGGACUGUCUGCUGACCGGGCCAUAUGCUGACGAGGUGCCCAGGGUGUUCCCAGCUUCGGGAUUCUCGGUGCUCGUGCCACCGCGCAGGUGGGUGGGCCAGCCGACCUACAUGUGGGAGCGCCUUAUAAAGCUCGGGCCUACAGGCCGCGGCGCGGCCCGCUCGCGGGUGCGUAUUGUUUGUGGAUUGGUGCCCACGGGCUUCAAGUGCGGUAUCAACUACCAGCCGCAUACUGUGGUUCCUGGUGGUGACCUGGCUAAGGUGAUGCGCGCGUGCUGCAUGAUCAGCAACUCCACUGCCAUCGCAGACGUCGUCUCCCGCAUCGACCACAAGUUCGACCUCAUGUACUCGAAGCGCGCUUUCGUGCACUGGCACGUAGGUGAGGGCAUGGAAGAGGGUGAGUUCUCCGAGGCUCGCGAGGACCUGGCGGCGCUGGAGAAAGACUACGAGGAGGUGGGCAUCGAGAUCGCGGAGGGCGAGGGCGAGGGGGAGGGCUACGGCGACGAGUUCU